This is a messenger RNA of Letharia columbiana, 1923 nucleotides long. RefSeq lists its product as uncharacterized. Gene Ontology annotation, molecular function: protein binding. The transcript has 3 exons. The record is from RefSeq and is a predicted model, not a curated record. The coding region runs from base 1 to 1923 and encodes 640 amino acids. Lineage: Eukaryota; Fungi; Ascomycota; Lecanoromycetes; Lecanorales; Parmeliaceae.
AUGGCCCAGAAGGCAAUUCGUGUAGUCCAAAGCAGACUGAACCCUCAGGCAAUUGUUAAAAACAAUUCAAGGAUACCCCCCGAGAACUUGGAAUGUCUGCAAUCUCUAUGCCUUUCCGAUCCUCAAUUUGACCUCGCAGCGAUCCGCAAUGCUAAGGGAGACAGAGUCGAUGGCACUUGCGAAUGGAUUCUCACUCAAGACCGAUACACGUCAUGGUUAGUUGAAGACAGUCCACAGCUGCUCUGGCUCUCUGGCGCGCCCGGAAUCGGAAAGACGAUGAUGUCCAGUUUCUUGGUGGAAGAACUCACGCAGUUAGCAGAGCAUUCAUCGCAGAUGACGUUGGCAUACUACUUCUGUGAUGACAAAUUCCAGGAACGUAGGACCGCCACAUCCAUUCUCCGGGGACUACUGCUGCAAUUAUUACGGCAGCGACCAAUUCUCUUCAAGCACAUUCUGCAGACGCGCUUUGAUACGUUGCGCGACGGCCUCUUCACGAAUUUCCAUGCGCUGUGGACGAUUUUCAUUAGCAUCGUACAGGAUCCCGAAGCGGGUGAGGUCUGUUGCUUGAUAGAUGCUUUGGAUGAAUGUGAGAAUGAAUCACGUCAGCUGUUUCUCACCGCUUUCAAGAAACUAUUCGUUUCUCAGCAGAGCGAAAAGACAUAUGUCAAGUUUAUUGUCACCAGUAGACGGGAAAAAGACAUAGUUGAGUCACUGUCCGCAGUCGGUCCAGCCAUCCGGAAUCUCCAGGUUGACUCAGGGAAAGUCAAUGACGACUUGUCCAAAUUUAUCGUUGUUAAAGUCAACGAGUUGUCGACAAGAAAGAAAUAUAGUGAGAGCCUGAAGGAAGACGUCAAGCAUGCCUUGACAAAUAAGGCUGAGGGAACGUUCCUGUAUGUCUCACUGGUCUUGGAUGAUCUCAACAAAAAGGCGAAAUCGGUAGUCAUAAAAACGCUGCAGGAACUACCUUCAGGCCUCAACAAUUUGUACGACAAGAUUCUCAGUCGGAUCGAAGACGACGACGACAUGAAAAUCGCAAGUUCGGUGCUCCACUGGGUGGCUGUUGCGCGAAGGCCUCUGACUGUGAGAGAACUUGCAAUGGCACGCGUUCUAGGCAAUGGAGAAUGGGAAGGUAACACGAGACCACCGGAAGACCUCUUGAAUUAUUUUCAGGAUGAUUUCAUACGCUGCGAGCCGCUUGUCUACGUUGAUACUGUCAAAAAAACCAUCAACCUCGUUCAUCAGUCCGCCAAGGAUUACCUUUUGGGUGCACAUCUCCAAGGGAACGGUGACCUGUCCCAGUAUCAUGUUGUCCUCGACACGACAAAUCUCCUAAUGUUCAGAACCUGUUGGACAUAUUUCUGCCUGGAAGAAUUCAAACAACAUACGAAGUCAAUGCACGAAACGCUGGAGAACAGAUUACUCUUUGGAGAUUCGCAUUGGGGAAGCUUAUUAGACGACUACUGCUUUUUCGCAUAUGCGAGUCGUGAGUGGCGGAAUCAUGCAGUAGCAGCUGGUCCAGCUUUGGCCACUGACUGCAAAUUCUGGGAAGAGGACCUAGAUAAAUUGCCGACAUUACGUGAUUAUUGGUUACUCCAGGCAGCUGCAGAAGGACAAGAAGUAGUAGUGCAGCAACUGCUCGAGAACGGUGCUGAGCUGGAGUCUAAGGACAAUCGUGGUCGUACACCACUGUUGUGGGCGGUUGUGAAGGGGCGUGAGGCGGUAGUGAAGCUACUAUUGAGUCGAAGUGAUGUGGUAGCAGACUCUCAGGAUGAUUACGGCCGAACACCACUGUGUCUCGCCGCAAUGCAUGGGCACGAGGCAGUGGUAAAGCUACUAUUGAGUCGAAAUGAUGUAAAAGCAGACUCUCAGGAUGAAUUAGCGGCCGAACACCACUCUGCGGGUGGCCGCAAUGAAAGGGCAUGA